GAGCAUAUCCCAAUAAAUGAAGCUACUUAUCAACAACAAGAAAUCGCAUGCGAUCAAAAAAUCAAAUCAAGUAAACAGAGAAAAACUGAUUUCGCUAUUUUUGAUGCAUUCGAAUUUGUUGAGCAGAGUGAUUUUAAUGAAGUUCAGGGUCAUCAAAUUAAUUCAGAAAAGAACGGUAUUGAAAAAAAUCGGGGUGUAAAUGGUAACUUUGAAAAUAGUUCUGUAAAUGCAAGUAAUAUUGACGAUAAUAAUAGCAAGGUAUGCGAACGAGAUUAUAUGGACGUGUCUUUUUUGUCAGAUUCACAUUAUCUUCCAUUCGAUACCCAAAAUGAAACUCCCAGCAAAAAUCCUGAUGUGCAAGAAAACACAACUACUAAUUCAGUCCAAAUGGAGCCUAGAAAUUCUUGGGAAUCUUCUCUUGCAACAUGUCAAGGCCACAGAGAAACUGCGCAGUCUUGUGCAUCUAAGCCGAUCGGAGCUUCGAGAGAAACUAUAACUGAUUUGAUCUCAGAUGGAAAUAUGACACCCUAUGAAAGGUCAAUUGAUUCGGAUUCAAUUAAGAACGAUCAGUACGAACUGGCAAACGAAACAACUUAUGCAUCUGUUCCAAAGUCGGUGCGAAAAGACGGAAGAAAAAUUCUCUCUGCCACUAAUUCUCUUUUCAAAACUCCAUUGAUGAAAUCUAAAAGUGAAAAAUCAAAGUCAAAUAGAAAAAGUCAAUGCGCAGAUCCGUUUCAGACUAAAACGAUUCGGAACUUGUUAAAUUUGAGCCUAGAUAAAACGCAUGAACAAUUAAAAUCACUUUAUAAAAUACCAUCUGGGGUUCAAUUUACGUUUGAAGCAUAUAGAAAUCAUCUGUUGCAACAGGCUCGCAUAUUUUGUAUGUUGUCUAUAAUGCCCGCUUACGAUAGUUUUAUCGGCUUCUGGACUGAUAACAGAAAUAAGACCAUUCUAAAUAUUGAAUCCAUAUGUUUGAAGUCGAAUUUUCUGGUCUUAAAGGACGCUCAAAUGAGCUUUUCUUCAAAGCAACAUGACAAGAUCCUGAGCAAAAUAAAGCAUAAAACGUACGAAGAGUCGUUUUAUGUUCAAAUACCACCAAAUAAGAGCCUUUUCAGUUCGUUCAGUCGCAACGAUAUAUGGAUCAUAAUUCCCAAAGAACACAGCAGUGAGUUCAUGGCUCGCUCCAUAAUGCCAUGGCCAUUGUGGAAUGGGCAUUUACAUCUGCAACUUUUGAGUUGCCCUGAGAAAUUUGAUUUGAAGUUCUUCAUUCGAACAAAUAAAGAGGUUAAUAUGGUAAGAAUUGCAUCGAGUGUUAAUGACUUAGAUUGUCUCGAUUGUAUUUCUGCAAAUUUGGCGGAUUUGGUGGGAGUAUGUACAAAUCCAGUGUUUGAAUCUCUAUGUGAUGUUCGUAAUCAUCAAAGUAACUCAAAUGACCAUUCAUUAAGCAGCCGUAAGAGAAGUGCAGUUAUUGUGAAGCCGGAAUUCUGUGAAAUGGUACUUUCUCUGGCAGAUGAGUUCGAGCAAGUUUUCAACCUUAAUGACCAGCAGAAAACAGCUUUGAACAAUAUAUGCUAUUCAAUAUGCUCUGAAAAUAGCAAUGAAGUUACAAUGUUAAUACAUGGAGUGUUUGGAUCCGGAAAAUCUUUUUUAUUAGCUGUUUUCAUUCAUUUUCUUGUAAAUUUAGCCAAUCAGUGUGCUUUUGAGGACAGCGAAAACUUUUCGAUAAUGGUUUGCAGUGGAACAAAUGUAGCUGUUGACAACGUUCUGGGGAAAUAUAUCGAAAUUGUGAAACAUUCUGCAAAGUGUGAAUUACUUGAGGAAAAUGCUGAAAACAUUUCUGAAGAGGAAGUUGAAAAAAGGUUGAAUGAGAUUUUGAGCGGCAGUUUGUUGAGGAUUGGAAACGUGCAGAAGAUAUCGAUGCCUAUGUUGAGAUACUCCCUGCAUCAUGACCUUGAGACGGAUAAUUUGAAACAACUGGCGAUUCGUCUCAAAGACAAGGAACUGAAAAAAUGCGACCGAGAGGAGCUGUUGAAGCUGCGACUGAGCGAGAAGAAUUCUCAGAGAAGCAGUCGUGUGCAGUCGGCCAGAGUGGUGGGAGUGACGACUGCCUCGUGUCUCUCGGCUCACCUCGAUAGUUACAAACCCACUCUUCUCAUUCUAGACGAGGCUGCUCAGAUCACAGAAUGUGCCUCCCAUUUAGCCAUCGCCAGAUUCAAACCCUGGCGACUCCUACUCGUGGGAGAUCCGAAGCAGCUACCACCUGUUGUACCCGAUGUUCCCACUUCCUCUUUCUCAUCUGUCUCCAAAGUAUCAUCUGCAGGUCCAAACCCAAGUCACGUGACAGCUCCAGCCGAUACAACUCUUUUCAACCGUCUGCAGCUAAACGGAGUCAAUCCUGUGCUGUUAAACACGCAAUACAGAUGCCAUCCGGAAAUAGCCAAUAUAUGCGGCAAGAUAUUCUACAACAACAUGCUUGUGAAUGGAAUCGAAGCUUCCCACCGUGCGCCAUUGAUCGCAUAUAAAAGGCAUGGUUCGUCUCAAACCAAAAGGUUGCUGCCGCCUGUUUGUAUGGUGAAUGUAAACAAUGGAAAACAAGAACAAAACAGCUCAAACAAUAAAAGUCUAACUAAUGAACAAGAAGCUAAUCUCUGUGUUGAUUUCAUUGUCAGUUUGGUGACUCAUCAAAACAUACCUCCUGAAAAAAUAGGAGUGAUAUGUUUUUAUAAAGCGCAAGCUAACUUGAUUGAUGAAAAAAUGGUGGCAAAAUUGGCUCACUUAGAUCAAGAACCGUCUCGCUGUGUCCCAAAAACAAGCACUGUGGAUGCCUUUCAGGGAGGGGAAUGCGACAUCAUCAUUCUAUGUACGACUAGAACGAAACUAAGCUCCAAUAUUAAACUCCAAUCUGAUUGGUCAAGCGAAGACCAAGAUUUCUUUUCUAAUCCGCACCGGUUAAACGUGGCAAUUUCCAGAGCCAAGACACAUCUCGUUAUACUGUGCCAUGUACCUCUUAUUUUGGAAUUGAUGAACUCGCCAAUUUUGGCAAAGGGCAGUAUGCCGAACUGCUGGGAAGAAAUUUACAGUAUUAUUGGCAACUCAGAAGAUCAGUACUUUCCAAACUCAGCGAAAUUCUAUGAAAAACUUGAUUUGAACUGAAAAUUUUGUUGCGCAGCAAAAAUUUUUGUUGAUGUUUUUUUUUGUUUUACGGUGCUUUAUAGCUAUUUUAUGUUCAGAGUGUUAUUUUUUGUUUUAUAU
This is a messenger RNA of Symsagittifera roscoffensis, 3252 nucleotides long. RefSeq names its product 5'-3' DNA helicase ZGRF1-like. The transcript has 3 exons. Gene Ontology annotation, molecular function: helicase activity. NCBI's taxonomy places the organism in Eukaryota, Metazoa, Xenacoelomorpha, Acoela, Convolutidae. The coding region runs from base 277 to 3153 and encodes 958 amino acids. The record is from RefSeq and is a predicted model, not a curated record.